This is a messenger RNA of Solanum dulcamara, 1271 nucleotides long. RefSeq names its product ABC transporter I family member 1. Gene Ontology annotation, molecular function: ATP hydrolysis activity; ATP binding; transmembrane transporter activity. Bases 393 to 1082 code for a protein of 229 amino acids. The record is from RefSeq and is a predicted model, not a curated record. Gene Ontology annotation, biological process: cytochrome complex assembly. The transcript has 3 exons. NCBI's taxonomy places the organism in Eukaryota, Viridiplantae, Streptophyta, Magnoliopsida, Solanales, Solanaceae.
ACCAACCUAUAAUCAGCCCCUGAACCAUGAAAUUCAUAACUGGGCUCGGCCCAUAAAAUAAUCUAUUUUUUUUAUAAGCCCAACAUCUCAACCCAGAGCAAGUCGGCCGUAGUCUUCUCCGACGACCAGCAGUAGCUCGACGGACGGCGGAAAGCAGAACGGGCGGUGGUGACUCCAUUUGCGGUAGAAAAUCACAAAUGUAACUGUUGUCUAGCUUCAAGUCAGUUAAUGUUGUCUUACUUUGCACGGGAUCUGCACUCUGCAGGACACCUUCAUCGCUUGUAAUCUGUUCCAAGCAAGAUUUGAAAGAGCAUCAGCUGCCUUUUUUUUUCCGUUGCUCAAUCAAGGAAGUGUUAUAUCUACUACUAAUCUUGGUCCUUCAUUCACUUGAAAUGUCUUUGCGUAGACCACCACUUCCCCGACUUCUGCUGAACAAUGUCUCGUGUAUGAGAAAUGCUCAACAAAUUUUGCGCCAUGUAAAUGUUUCCCUCCAUGAUGGUGGUGCACUUGUACUAACAGGCACCAAUGGUUCUGGUAAAUCCACAUUCUUGCGCAUGUUGGCUGGUUUCUCAAAACCAUCAGCUGGUGAGAUACUUUGGAAUGGUCAUGACAUAACUGAUUCAGGAGUUUUUCAACAGUACAAACUUCAACUCAAUUGGCUGUCUCUAAAGGACGCCAUCAAAGAGAAGUUCACGGUCCUUGACAAUGUUCAAUGGUUUGAAGUUCUUGAAGGCAAGCAAGGAAGGUCUCUGCCAGCUUUGGAGCUUAUGGGGCUUGGAAGAUUAGUAAAUGAUAAAGCACGGAUGCUUUCUAUGGGUCAAAGGAAAAGGGUACAACUCGCCAGAUUGUUAGCAAUUGAUCGGCCUAUUUGGUUGCUCGAUGAACCUUCAGUAGCACUGGACGACGAUGGUGUGAAGUUGCUCGAGUAUAUCAUUGCAGAGCACAGGAAAAAAGGUGGCAUCGUCAUUGUCGCCACCCAUCUGCCUAUUCAGAUUGAGGAUGCAAUGUUUUUAAGGUUGCCACCAAGGUUCCCCAGAAGGAUGACUUUAGUAGACAUGCUCGAUAGAGGCGGCCUCGACUGAUCUUUAAGAAGAUAAGAGUCCUAUAUAAAGAAAGGUUUCCAAUGAAUCAAAAGGGAGCACAUAAUGUUAAAGAACCAGCAAAAGUGUGAUGUGCCAAGUUUUCUUGUAGUGGAAUCAAAGUUUCCACUUUUCUUUCAUUCUUGAUGAUUGCAAGAAUUUCUCUAUCUUUACUUUGUUAGUUCCUCCUCA